Messenger RNA from Dovyalis caffra, 1416 nucleotides. The record is from the annotation of a GenBank genome assembly. Lineage: Eukaryota; Viridiplantae; Streptophyta; Magnoliopsida; Malpighiales; Salicaceae.
AUGGAUCCAGUCAAUGUCUGGGGAAACUCCUCCCUUGAAUCGGUAGACCCUGAAAUCCACGAUUUAAUCGAGAAGGAAAAACGCCGCCAAUGCAGAGGAAUCGAGCUCAUCGCUUCAGAAAAUUUCACAUCUUUCGCCGUAAUAGAGGCUCUUGGCAGCGCUUUGACGAAUAAAUACUCAGAGGGUAUGCCAGGGAACCGCUACUACGGUGGAAAUGAAUAUAUUGAUCAGAUUGAAAAUCUCUGCAGAGCUCGGGCUCUUCAAGCUUUUCAUUUAGACCCCACGAAAUGGGGUGUAAAUGUUCAGCCAUAUUCAGGUUCUCCUGCGAAUUUUGCUGCUUACACAGCAGUUCUUCAGCCCCAUGACAGAAUUAUGGGGUUGGAUUUGCCUUCUGGUGGCCAUUUGACUCAUGGGUAUUAUACAUCUGGGGGUAAAAAGAUUUCAGCUACCAGUAUUUAUUUUGAGAGUUUGCCUUAUAAGGUGAAUUCGCAAACUGGGUAUAUUGAUUAUGAUAGGUUGGAGGAGAAGGCUAUGGAUUUUAGGCCUAAACUUAUUAUUUGUGGCGGAAGUGCUUAUCCUAGAGAUUGGGACUAUAAAAGGUUUAGAUCUGUUGCUGAUAAGUGUGGUGCUCUUUUGCUUUGUGACAUGGCUCACAUCAGUGGCCUUGUUGCUGCUCAGGAAGCUGCCAACCCGUUUGAGUACUGUGACAUAGUCACCACCACUACCCACAAAAGUUUGAGGGGUCCUAGGGCUGGUAUGAUCUUCUACCGUAAGGGGCCUAAACCACCAAAGAAGGGUCAGCCAGAGGAUGCAGUUUAUGACUUUGAAGAUAAGAUCAACUUUGCUGUUUUCCCAUCUCUUCAGGGUGGUCCUCACAAUCACCAGAUUGGUGCUCUUGCUGUUGCAUUGAAACAGGUCCAAACCCCUGGGUUCAAGGCCUAUGCCAAACAAGUCAAGGCCAAUGCAGUUGCCCUCGGAAACUACUUGAUGAGCAAGGGAUACAAGCUCGUUACUGAAGGAACCGAGAACCACCUUGUUCUGUGGGAUCUUAGACCCCUUGGAUUGACAGGGAACAAGGUUGAAAAGCUCUGCGACCUUGCAAACAUCACUGUGAACAAGAAUGCUGUGUUUGGUGACAGCAGUGCUUUGGCUCCUGGAGGAGUAAGAAUCGGUGCCCCGGCCAUGACUUCUAGAGGUUUGGUUGAGAAGGAUUUCGAGCAGAUUGGAGAGUUCCUCCACCGUGCUGUGACCAUCACACUGAAGAUCCAAAAGGAAUAUGGAAAGCUCUUGAAGGACUUCAACAAGGGUCUGGUGAACAACAAGGACAUCGAGGAACUCAAGGCUGACGUUGAAAAGUUUUCAGGCUCCUUCGACAUGCCUGGCUUUUCGAUGUCCGAAAUGAAGUACAAAGAUUAA